This is a messenger RNA of Neolamprologus brichardi, 1980 nucleotides long. NCBI's taxonomy places the organism in Eukaryota, Metazoa, Chordata, Actinopteri, Cichliformes, Cichlidae. The record is from RefSeq and is a predicted model, not a curated record.
AUGAAUACCUUCCUGUUGCUUCAGGUUAUACUUGAGCUGUGCAGAAAUGAGGAAACAGCCAACAUCCUGUGUGUACAGCCUCACCUAGAGCGAAUCCACCCACUGGGGUACACAGGAAGUGGGGAUGCAGAGGUGGAUGCAGAAGAGGCCAUCUUUGUUGAGCUAACCCAAACACUCCUGAAAGACCCAGCAGAGAGGGAACAUUUUUACCAGGAGGUUUUCCCCACAGAAUAUGGCCUCAGCUAUGAUGCGGACAUGCAGCUGCUUGUGUGGGAGUUUCUCUCCAAAUUAGAAAGACUCCUGCCGGUGCCAGACCUCGGUCAGACGGUUUCCUGGCUUACCUCUGCCCCCUCUGUGCUGAAGGACUGCUUGCAGGUGCUCUCCAAUCCCAAUGACCUCAAGUCUCUCCUGCAACACCACAAAUGCCUUGAGCACCUCAGCACCCAAGGUACCACAGUGGAGAUGUCCACCCAGGUCUUUGUCUGCUCAGAGUGUCCCUUCUUCCACAUGCAGGAGUCCUACCUGCUGCAGCACNUUGAGCACAGCCAUCCUGAACAAUACGCCAAACUCCAGAGGGCUGCACAGACAUGUGAGACCCCCAAGAAGACGUUCCCUCCUGAGUUCCCAAAGCCCUUCCCCAUCCACGACAGGCCCGACCCACACACAUGCCAGGAGUGCGGCAAAACGUUCACGCGGGUCUCGGACGUGACUCGUCACCAGCGGACCCACACGGGCGAGCGCCCGUACACCUGUGAGGAGUGUCAGAAGGGCUUCAAGAACUCUUGGGAUCUGACCAGACAUCAGCGCAUCCACACUGGAGAGCGCCCCUUCCUUUGCUCUCAUUGCGGCAAACGGUUCACUCAGAUGGGGCUGCUCAAACUGCAUUCUGAGCGAACGGCUUGUGGCCAGACCUGCAACCCUCAGCUAGACCUAACAACAGAGGUGGUGGUGACAGAGGUGGUGUCAGAGAAGGGGGGCGGUCAGUAUAAAUGCCAGAAAUGUGGUGAGAGCUUUAGCAGCAUCCUGGAUCGACUGAGGCACAGGCAGAGGCACAUCGUAAGGCGUCAGUACAAAUGUCCCAUGUGUGAGAAGAUCUACGGCCGAGCCUCGGACCUGAAGAGACACCAGAUGAAGCACACAGGUGAGCGGCCAUUUCCAUGCGAGUGCGGGAAAAGCUUCACCCACGUGUGGCUUCUGAAUAAGCACCAGCAGACCCACAGCAGAGAGCGUCCCUACCCCUGUGCAGAGUGCGGAAAGAGCUUCACGCAGCUUCAGAUCCUUAACAGGCACCUCCUGACUCACAAUGGCCAGCGGCCUUUCCAGUGCUCAUACUGCGAGAAGAGCUUCACCCAGCUGGCCAGCCUCACACGCCACGAGAGAAUCCACACAGGCGAGCGGCCAUACCUCUGCACCACCUGCCAGAAGUCCUUUCUCACUCACGGAGAGCUUGUGAGGCACCAGCGCAUCCACAGCAACUUCCGGCCCUUCAGCUGUCCUCAGUGCCCGAAGAGCUUUAAAACCAAGCGCGCUCAGAGUGAACACUUCCACAGCCACAUUGGCGAGCACCCGUUCGAAUGCGGCCGCUGCGGGAAGAGGUUCUCCAAGUCCACCUCGCUCGUCCGACAUAACCUGACUCACACGGGGGAGCGACCACACUCAUGCUCCCAGUGUGGGAAAACCUUCCUGACCUCUGGGGAGCUGCUCCUGCACAAACGCACACACACCGGAGAGAGGCCGUACCCUUGCUCUUACUGUGAGAGGAGGUUCAGGUGCUCAUCAGACCUCAACAUACACGUACGGACUCACACCGGCGAGAAGCCACACAGCUGCGCAUUCUGUAAGAAGGGCUUCUCUACGUCUACGAGGCUGAAGAGACACAUGCGCACACACUCAGAGAAGGUGGAUUUAUUGAGUCCUUGAGCUAUUGGGAGAAAAUCACUUCGUUGCUCCAACAUAACUGUUGUCAUUUAAAAUAAAAAG